GGCGGCCACCAGCCGCUCGGCCGAGGCGGCCCCGCGCCUCCCGCUGCUGAAGUUCUCCAGGAAGCGGACGGCGCGCGCCUCCAGCGGCACCUGCGUCCCGCCCGACGUCACCAGCGCCACGCGCCGCCCGCGCGCCGCCUGCCCCGCCGCCCAGGCCCGCACGCGCCCCUCUGCCGCCGCCGCCGCCGCCUCCUCCCCGCCACCCGCCGCCGCCGCCGCCGCCAUGCCCGCCCCGCCCACUUCCGCCGGAAGUCGCGCCAACCGGAAGCGUCGCCUUGGCAACGCGGCGGCGGCCGCGGGGCGGGCGGCGCUGGAGGGGUCUCGCCGCUGCGAGCUUUGUGGGGCGGCGGCGGCGCGGGUCCGUUGCGAGGGCUGCCGCCUCACGUACUACUGUGAUGUAGCUCAUCAAAAAGCUGACUGGGUUAGUAUCCACGAGCGAAUAUGCCAGCUGCUGAUUCCAAUCCGUACGUCCGUCCCUUUUCUCCUUUCUGAAAAAGAAAGAAAACAUGGCACGGAGCAGCUGGUGAAGAGGCAGAAAUACAUCAUCGAUCUGGCGUACAGCACAGCCCGGGAGUUUGUUUGGGAUGGAAAGCACCAAGAAGCCAUCCCUGCAGCUUUGCACGCGCUGCGUUUCAGUACCGAAGUGUACGGCUCAAAUUCCGUGCAAUUGGUGCCUGCUUAUCUCCUCUUGGCCGAGGCCUCCACGGGUGUUGGCCGUCUGCCGGAGGCAUCCAAGUAUCUCUCCCAAGCUCAGUGGAUUGUCCUCACAACCCCCGACUGCGGCGCUGCUGUUCAGGGCAAACUACACCGUGGUCUGGGGCUUUUCUGUACCGCUGAAGGAAACUUUGAACAGGCUUUAUACCACCUGGCAAAUGAUAUUUACCUUGCUAGCUCUACAUUUGGACUAAAAUCUGUUGAGGCCUCUGGAGGGUAUUUCCACAUGGCUAAUGUGUUCUUUCGCCAGAACAAAAUGGACAUAGCGAACUCACUCUACGCUGAGGUAACCGACAUCUGGCGUGCCUUUCUUCUGAAGUCAGUUCAAGCGCAGGAGCGAAUUCUCGAGUCGCGGCCGGAAACGUCUCCGUUCGCCGGGGACGAGGAAGUCGGCGAGGACCGUAUGAAUCGGUUCACUCUCCGUGCAGCUGAAGCCCAGCGAGCGGAAGCGAUCCGAGUGCUGAGCGCCGUGUUGGAUGUCCGAGAACAGGCACCGAAGCAACGACCCGGGGAAACCGCCGGGGUUCUGCACGCUCUCGCCAUGCUUUAUUACCUGACCGGGGAUUUACCAAAGGCUCGCGAGGCCGGGCUGCGAGCCUUCCACCUGCUGAAACCGCUGCCCCGACAAGAGUCUCUAGAAACCGUCGGUCAUUUGUUGGAGCUGAUUAACUCCCAGCUUUCCUGCUCGAAAUAAAGAACUCUUUCUACCCGAGCCAGGUGUUCAGCUGGGUUAUCGCGCCGAUGGGCUGCUGGAAACGAAAAGCGUUCCCGAGCCGCGGGUCCUUUCUGCUGCUGCCGUCGUCCCAGCGGUGCCCCUUUCUGUCUCGAGGUGUUUGAAAAUUAAACAUUUUGGUAUGAGUUAGUUUUCACGUGCUGCUCGGCCUUAGGGCGUAACAGCACGAGGGCGGGAAACAAAAGCACAACCAACACGCGGCUCAUAAAUCAUUAUCUAAUGAUUUAUGAAUAAGCAAACAGCCUCUUACGUCCUCGCAUUGUCUGUCCAGCAGCUAAGACACGCAGAGGUGUGUUUGUUACCGCUUUCCCCGCUUUGCCUUUCAGCUUGACGAAGGAGAUACCGGGGCGGGACGCGGGGAAGGUCCUCGCUGCGUACUCAGCGUGGCUGGUUGUCACCUGCUCCCUGGGAGCCGGCCGGGCUCCAUCAGGGGUUGCUCCUCUCCGCGGUGCCCCUCCGUCUCCACAUCUCUCUUUUUGCAGCGCUUUCGAGGAAUCUCGGAGCUCGGGGCACCGAGGGACUUGCUUGUUCCGCUUGUGGAGGAACUUGCAGCCAGGAGGAACCAGGAGAACGGCGUGAGGGACUAGAAGCAGCCUUGAGGGAAAGGAUUAAAAGGCCGGCGAGCUCCAGUCAGCACUUCCAGCCCAAAGGAGACACGGUUUCCUCAUGGCUGAGAGCUCGCCAGCACGCGGGCAGCCCGUUAACUCCGACGCCAACCUCCGGAGGAGGAAAUCCCUUGUGUCACCCGGAGCUUCUGCCCACGGAGCUCCACCGAGCAGGGUCCCAGCCUGCAGCUCCAGCGGGAGCCGCCCCAGAGGGCGGCACGGAGACCCGCGGGGCAGAGGGUCCCGGUGUCCCUCGCUGUGGAGGCAAAGGGACGUUGGCACAGGGCUAGAGGAGACCCCGGGGAGCGAGACGGGACACGGGCUGGGCCUGAGCUGGGUUCAGACGCGGAAGCAUGUGACGGCCUCGCGCAGCUGGGGAAGAGGUGAAGGGAAACUUGCCCUGCUGCUCCGGUCUGAAUUCAGCUCAGCUUUAAGCCUACGAUUAAGUCUCAUUUACUUCAGGAGGAUUUAUGAGUGCAUUUAAUUGCCUCGCUGAAUUGGGAUGGAGUCAAGUACGCUUUCUAAACGCUUCGUCAAGCUGGGACCUGAGCAAUUAGAAGGGAUUGAUGCUGCCGGUGGAGGGAAAGCCUCCGCUUCAGCCCGUGUUUCGUUACACGGGGUGGUUGGGGGGCACGAGGGCCCCCACGGCAGAGGGGGUGGGAGACUGCGGCGCCCUCCCGGGGGAGAUCCUGGUGUGUCACGUCCACCCUCAGCAGGUCUCCCCACGGCCGGAACGACCACCUCCGCGCGAGAGGGGACUGCGCCUUGCUGGCACCGUGCCGCGGGGCGCGGAGGAUUCGGGUCACCGUGGCCGGGGAUUUGGAGGCGCGGGCUCGGCGCUGGCGGUAAUCCCCGGGGACGCUCUGCAGCCGGGCUGAGCCCGCCCGACGCGCCGGGCUGGCGGCUCCGUGUCACCGCGCCGGGCUGUUCAACGCCCUCAAAGACGGCGUGAAAAUGGACUUUGCGUGGAGCUGGGCAUCCCCAGGAGCGGCGACGGGCAGGGGCUGGGAGUGGGAA
Messenger RNA from Chroicocephalus ridibundus (black-headed gull), 3069 nucleotides. It is a transcript of the gene ZMYND12, whose product is annotated as zinc finger MYND-type containing 12. NCBI's taxonomy places the organism in Eukaryota, Metazoa, Chordata, Aves, Charadriiformes, Laridae. The coding region runs from base 224 to 1408 and encodes 394 amino acids. Gene Ontology annotation, molecular function: protein binding. The transcript has 8 exons. The record is from RefSeq and is a predicted model, not a curated record.